Messenger RNA from Pseudoliparis swirei, 730 nucleotides. It is a transcript of the gene rnasekb, whose product is annotated as ribonuclease, RNase K b. Lineage: Eukaryota; Metazoa; Chordata; Actinopteri; Perciformes; Liparidae. Gene Ontology annotation, molecular function: RNA endonuclease activity. The record is from RefSeq and is a predicted model, not a curated record. The coding region runs from base 105 to 410 and encodes 101 amino acids. The transcript is spliced from 3 exons.
CGAGGAGGAUCAGCUGACUGCCCUUCGAACGGAUCGCUCUCCUUUCAGGAACCAGACAGGAACAAAUACCCGAUCGGCUUCAGAUCGAUCCGCGGGACUCGGACAUGCCGUCGCUUCUGUUCUGCGGGCCGAAGAUGGCCGCGUGCGGGAUCGUGAUCAGCAUCUGGGGGGUCAUCAUGCUGGCGAUGCUCGGGAUCUUCUUCAGCGCCAAGUCGGCCGUGCUGAUCGAGGACGUCCCGUUCACCGAGGAAGACAUCCGCAACGAUAAAAACCCUCCCCAGAACAUCUACGGGCUCUACAACCAGGUCGGCAUCAACUGCUUCAUCGCCGCCGGCAUCUACGUGGCGGUGGGCGCCGUGUCGCUCUGCCAGGUCCGGCUCAACAAGCGGCAGGAGUACAUGGUCACAUAGGCGACCUUUGACCCCCGCUGUCACACCACUUCCUGUUCCCGCCGACCAACCGGCAGCCGCUACAUCCGGUCGGCUCCCAUUGGAAAACUAAUUUAUUAAAAAGUUUCAGCCUCUGAUGUUUUGUUUGUUGUCGUUACAUUCCUGUUGGGUCGCGUUGCCUUCAGGGACAUUUAGUCUGUGAAGGAAACAAAUAUACGAGUCAAAGAUUAAAGACGUGACGGUGGAGCUGCUGCUGAGCUCCAGAUGCUCGACAAACCCAAACUGAGUCUUGUGACGCGUUGAGCUGGAAGUCCUUUGCAAUAAAGUCUGAGUGAACCUCC